Messenger RNA from Rhipicephalus sanguineus (brown dog tick), 1007 nucleotides. Its product is annotated as venom metalloproteinase antarease TserMP_A. Gene Ontology annotation, molecular function: metalloendopeptidase activity. Gene Ontology annotation, biological process: membrane protein ectodomain proteolysis. The record is from RefSeq and is a predicted model, not a curated record. Lineage: Eukaryota; Metazoa; Arthropoda; Arachnida; Ixodida; Ixodidae.
UAUUAUUUCAGUGACUGUGGCAAGCAGGCAAAUAACAAGAACCUGUGAUGACACGUGGCAGUAUGAUCUCUUAAUCACACCAUCUGGAGUCUAAGUUGUACGGAAGAAACUGGCGUACAGCAUCCCCUAUUUGUUGCAAGAAAAUGCACAUGCAACUUGGAGACAAAGCAUACAUCUUGAUUGUACUACUUCACAUUGUAGCAGCAGUCUUCACUCAAGAGAACGGGAGACGCAUCGUGUAUCCAGAGUUAUUUCGGAGCCGAGAAUCAGACGGUGGCCGAAUCCUGAAGAUUACCGAUGGCAUUCUGCUUAAGCUUAAAAAGAGUUCGGUUUUCGCAAGAGAAUUUCUCGUGCGUACAUACAGCGAUGGCAUACCCAUGCAUACCUAUGUAAAUGAGCGGGCCUUAUCUUGAGGAUGAUCUUUACCACGACGAAGCGUCGAUGGCGUCUGUUACUGUCUCCGAGGACAGCGGCGUUAAAGUGGAAGGCAUUGUCACUCCGAAAAUGCGUAUCGUACCACUCUUGACACAGGAACGCAGUGCAGACGGCCGUAUUGCGCACGAACUAAUCGAAAUUCCGGAUGAUCUAUCAAGCGACCAUAAAGACUAUGAUUUGGCUGCUUCUAAACUCACGCGAGACAUAACUGGAGCUCGUAAUCAAAGUAUUCAAGUGACAGAACGCUUGGCGGACACAGUAUAUCCUGAGCUUUUUAUUGUUGUGGACACUGCCUUUGCAGUGGUUUUCAGCAGUACAGAAAAAAUCAUUAAAUAUGUAUCAAUAUCAGUAAAUGCUAUGAAUCUCAGGUACUUGGGAAUUACCGAUCCGAAAGUGAAGCACCGACUGAUUGGACUGGAGGUCACAACAACUGAGCAAGAAUGGUUUCUCCGAAGGGUAACUGCCGACCGAAGAUAUGUCCACGCACAGGGAACCCUUGCUUCUUUCCAAACGUACAUAACGCAGAACAGGCAGCUGUAUAAUAAUGCUGACCUUGUGUACCUUUUAACCGG